UCUCUUAUGAUCAUCAGCUUUCUCUCUCUCUCUCUGCUCUAAAAGACACAUAAAUCAUAAUAAUAAUAAUAAUAAUAAUAUAUCAGAAAUAUAAUUAAGAUUAGAGAUUUAGAAGAAAGUGAGUUCAUUAAUGGAGGGGAUUAGUAGUAAUGGAGGAGGAUUAGCAGUAAGUGUAGUGUCUGUAUUAGUAGUAGUGGUGUUAUUUGCAGGUGGUGACGUGUCAGGCAGAGUGGUGCCUCAGCCUCUACAACCUAAUUAUUUGAACAAGAACAUUUAUGACACUUCCAAAUAUGGGAUUUGGCAGCUCGGGAAUGGCUUGGCCAACACUCCUCAGAUGGGGUGGAAUAGCUGGAACUACUUUGCCUGUGAUAUCAAUGAGGAAGUCAUCAGGGAGACAGCUGAUGCCCUGGUGUCGACUGGCUUGGCCAAGUUAGGUUACAAUUAUGUCAACAUAGACGAUUGCUGGUCUGAACCCGAGCGUGAUUCCAAGGGUCAGUUAGUCCCGGAUUCUAAGACCUUCCCGUCGGGGAUAAAAGCUCUCGCCGACUACGUCCACGCGAAGGGCCUCAAGCUCGGCAUCUACUCCGAUGCAGGGGCUUAUACUUGCCAAGUCCGGCCGGGAUCACUCUUUCAUGAAACCGAUGAUGCGAAGCUCUUUGCCUCAUGGGAAGUUGAUUACUUGAAGUACGACAAUUGUUUCAACCUCGGAAUAGAUCCGGAGAAGAGGUAUCCCCCGAUGCGCGACGCCUUGAAUGCAUCCGGACGAACGAUGUUCUAUUCGCUCUGCGAAUGGGGCGUGCACGAUCCCGCCGUGUGGGCUGGCAAAGUCGGGAACAGCUGGAGGACGACGAACGACAUCAACGACUCGUGGGCAAGCAUGACAGAAAUCGCCGAUAUCAACGACAAGUGGGCAGCCUACGCCGGGCCGGGCGGAUGGAACGACCCCGAUAUGUUAGAAGUCGGCAACGGCGGGAUGACUUACGACGAAUAUCGCGCACAUUUCAGCAUCUGGGCGUUGAUGAAGGCACCACUCCUGAUCGGUUGCGAUGUUAGAAACAUGACAGAGGAGACACUCGAGAUCCUUACUAACGACGAAGUCAUUGCCGUGGACCAAGAUCCACUGGGAGUUCAGGGAAGGAAGGUUUCCGCAAACGGGCCCGAUGGAUCGUAUCAGGUGUGGGCAGGUCCUUUGUCGGGGCACCGCAUUGCCGUUGUCUUAUGGAAUCGAGGGUCGAGGGCUGCGAGGAUCACGGCAAAAUGGGAUUCUAUCGGGCUCGAGUCCUCGACACGCGUCGCAAUUAAAGAUUUGUGGAAGCAUGAACUUGUGUCGAAGAACAGCAUUGGCUCGUUCAGCGCCCGCGUCAACUCCCACGCAUGCGAGAUGUACAUUUUCACGCCAUCGGGUGUCGCCGCCGCUGCCAGUUAAUCCUAGCCGUUGAUGCUGUGAUCAUCGGAUAGACCGAUGGAUGGAUGGAUUAUGUAUCCUUGUUGUUUCAAAGUCUUUUUUGUUACUUGUGUUUGGGUGACAUGUUUGUUGUAUUAUUAUUGCUAUUUGUGUAAUGUGUCUUGAUUGGAACUAUUUUCUCUAU
Andrographis paniculata is the source of this 1589-nucleotide messenger RNA. Its product is annotated as alpha-galactosidase 3-like. Gene Ontology annotation, molecular function: hydrolase activity, hydrolyzing O-glycosyl compounds. Gene Ontology annotation, biological process: carbohydrate metabolic process. The transcript is spliced from 14 exons. NCBI's taxonomy places the organism in Eukaryota, Viridiplantae, Streptophyta, Magnoliopsida, Lamiales, Acanthaceae. The record is from RefSeq and is a predicted model, not a curated record. The coding region runs from base 131 to 1426 and encodes 431 amino acids.